Planococcus citri (citrus mealybug) is the source of this 1007-nucleotide messenger RNA. Its product is annotated as probable RNA-binding protein 18. The transcript is spliced from 4 exons. The record is from RefSeq and is a predicted model, not a curated record. Bases 202 to 708 code for a protein of 168 amino acids. Gene Ontology annotation, molecular function: mRNA binding. NCBI's taxonomy places the organism in Eukaryota, Metazoa, Arthropoda, Insecta, Hemiptera, Pseudococcidae.
UAUUGUUAUCAAACUGAAAUUUUCUUGAUAAAAAUUUUCAAAUUUUGAAUAUUUUAUAUGCUAAAUGUCGGAUAUUUUCUCCAAAUUAUAAGUUCUCAGUGAUAUAGAACUAAAUUCGAGAAGAAAAUGAACUCGUAAGAAAUGUCCGAUCGUCUGCAGUCGUUGUAAUAUUGUCUUGAAAACACUCCACACAUAAGUACAAUGGACGAAGACGAUCAAAACAGAUUAUGGAUUGGAAAUUUGGAUGAAAAGAUCACUGAGUAUCAACUUUUGAAACUGCUGCAAAAAUACGGCGCCAUAGAGAAAUUUGACUUGCUGUAUCAUCGUAAUGGACCACUGGCAGGAAAAUCUCGAGGAUACGGUUUCGUAUCGUUCAAGAAUCGAGUAAACGCUGAAAGAGCGAUGAAUGAAUUAAAUGGUCGUUUUAUGCUAUCGAAGAAUAUCGUCAUCAAAUGGGCUCAGGCUGUGAAAACGGAAGAAGAUGAAAACGCCAAGUUGAAACCUUUACUACAACUCCCAGUAUUAACCGGACCGAAAGGACAAUCUACCGCACAAAACCAAGAUUUGAAAAUUCGUGCUAUCGAAAAAAAGCUCAAAAUGAUGGAACAGAAAUCAGAUCUCGAAGAAUUUCUAUUCGAACCAGCUGUGAAAAAACCUAAAGUAAUCAAAAACAAACCGGACGUUUCUAAUUCGAGUACGAAAAAAUAACGAUUUCGGUGUUAUUUUUUAAUUCUUAUCAAGCCAUGUCUCUCGUGUAAAUGAACUAACAACUGAUAGAAAAUGUCAUUUCGUGCCAACCGAACUAACUGAAGAAGUUUAUUUUUUUUAGAUCUACUAGAGGUAAAGGUAUUGAGAUGAAGUUUUUUUUACGGUAGAAACUUGAAAGACAGUAGACACCUCGUAACCAUAUUGUACUCAUUUUAAAUUUUUUUUGUUCCUGCCUUCCUUCGUGUAUUAUUGUUCUAUUUUCUAUUCUACGAUUUUGAAAUUAAACUUUCAGUUCCCAA